This is a messenger RNA of Arabidopsis lyrata subsp. lyrata, 2057 nucleotides long. RefSeq lists its product as uncharacterized. Lineage: Eukaryota; Viridiplantae; Streptophyta; Magnoliopsida; Brassicales; Brassicaceae. The record is from RefSeq and is a predicted model, not a curated record. Bases 1287 to 1874 code for a protein of 195 amino acids. The transcript has 2 exons.
UAGUGGAAGUCUGGAAGACCGACAUAAAUGCAUUAUGUAUUGUUGCAUAUUAUGGAAUGUAUCAAACUACUCAAUACUCAUUACCAUGUGGUGGGUUAUAUCUCAUAUUGGCCUCUUCUCCACUAUAUAGUGCUGUCCAUCAAUUAUUUAUUCUCAUUUUAAAAAAUUUAAUUGUGUAAAGUAUCUCCAUUGUUGUUUGUUUGUUAAGAGUUGAAUGUGAUAUGUCAACAUCCUCGAUACUAAAAUUAUUGAUAUAAUUUGGUAGAGUUUUCCUGUGGUGAGGUCUUGAACUAAAGAAGAACUUGACAUUUGCAUGUAGUUCAGUAGUUGUAGGUAGCUUUGCUUGUUAUUUGUCUUCGUUUAGUCACUAGUUUUGUAAGAAAAAAAAAAGUGGUUGCAGAGAAAAUGAAAGUUACACAAUUUAACAAAUUUAUAGCCAAAAAUGAAUGUCUCGUCCGAAACUUACUCCUAAAUUUAACCCAAACAUCACCUUUGUUCUUAAGCUUACAAACUCACUCUCUUUUGCUCAUCACUUCACUUUAAAAAAAAAAAAACAACAUCGAUUUACUUUCUUCUUAAACUUUUUAUGAGAUGUGAAAUGCACUAAUUUUUUUUUUCUUUUUUGUUAAUAGAAACAAAUUGUUACUGUGUUUAUUAAUAUCAGUGGAUAUCAUAACUCAAGAGUCUAGAUAAUAACGAUAUAAUUUCUUAAAAAUCUUUUUUAAGUGCAUUUCGCAUAAGUUUUUUUUUUAAUUUUUUUUUGUUUUCUUCGCAGAGAAUUCUAUCUGGUAUAUCAUAACCCAUUUUAAUGAACAAAUAUUUGAUUUCUUGAAUCUUUAAUUUAAUUCUUUUCCCUCAAUUCCCACUUAGUUUGCGUGUACGUCACUUCUAAAAUUAUGUUAGAAUCAUCAGUCUAUCAGACCUAGACCUUACAGUACACUGGAAAGAGUCCCAAACAUAGUAGGAGGAGUCUGAAAUUACAUUCUUUUUUCUUUUCUUUAUAUAUUCCCAAUCAUAACUUGGAGUUGUAUUAAAUGUACCUGAAUCACGUGAGAAUAAAACGGAGGUUUUUCAUACCUUUACAAAAGAAAAUGAAAAUAAAACAAUUCAACUUUUAAGGAAGAUCAGAGAAGUAGUUGAGAGCCUUUAAUCUAGUAGUUGAGGACUGAGGAGUUUAACUAGUGAGAGGAAGAGGCUCGAGGAGGAUCUCUAGCAUUAUCAAACUCUCUCAUCUUCUUUGUGCACUCCAAAAAGUCUUCUCGUCUCUCUUCAAUCAAUCGCACAUAAUGGCACAUGGAACACCGCUCAUUACAAGAAAGAGGAUCUGCAACUUAUUCUUGAUCGUUUGUAUCAUUGCAUGUUUUAUUGGUUUGGUCGUUUUUCUAUUCAUCAACGAAUCCAACCGUCCGGCGCCAAAAGUAGAAUUAGCUUCUAUGGAUUUCACGGUGCUUAAUAUCACACAGACUCGUCUUAGUGCAAAGUGGGAUUUGUCCAUAAGGAUCCCUGAAGAUCUUCCUGGUAACUAUAUAUGUCUUCAAGGAGACUUCCAAGCUUCAUUUCUUUACAAGAAUGUUACUCUUGCUACAUCAUCUCCACAAAAUUACAACAAUCUCAAAUACCGCUUGCCUCAGCUUCUUAAAGUUUCUGCGGUUGUCUCCGACGAAGAUAUUGGUUCGAUUGGAACAUGCAGUAUGGAAGAUGUCAAAGAGAGGAAGCAAGUAACGUUUGGAUCACAGUUUUCUCUUACCGAUUGCAGAAAAAAGACGUCAGGAGUUAUGAGUUAUGCAUGCCAUGAAGUGACCUUGAGGUUCGAACCCGGAUCCGAUAUGAAGGCGUCUGUGUUUGGGAAGCAUCCAAGGUGCAAGAAUUUCUGACCAAGUCCACGUCAUCACCAGUUUAAUGUUAAGUUUACAAAGAUUUGACAUCUUACCUAGGGGCUUUACUGAAUCAAAGAUUUAGUUUUAUUUGUAAUGACUUAAGAUUUGGGUAGACUUCAGGGUCUAAAGUUUAUCGUCUUGUUUUUUUAAUAUUUCUUAGGACCUAUUAAAAAUGUAAUG